AUGUGGCGUGAGAUUGGGAGGUACUUGCCGACGGUGUCGGCAAACACCAGGUGGAUAGUUGGCGAUGGGCGGAGUAUUGAUGUGACUGCGGACCCAUGGGUGGAUACCGUCCCACUGAGGUGCUGGCCGACCAUGAUCGAUGCUGCGGCUGUGGAGGGGUUGCGGGUUUUUGAUCUUCUGGCCCGGGGAGAGUUAGUAUGGGAUGACGCCAGGUUACGUCAGUUGUUCGGAGGAUACCUAACUGAGAGGAUCCGGUCUCUUCCGGUGCCAGGUUGUGGGGGGCCUGAUGUCAGGGUUUGGGGCACCUCUUGCCGAUCCAGGGUCCAGCUGGGAGAUCUCACCGGUGUUAUCCAGCAGGAGCACGGGCCGGGGCAGGACUACACUUGGAUCUGGAGGUCAGGGCUUCAUCCGAAGGCUGCACUCUUCCUAUGGAAGGUGGCGUGGGACCGUCUUCCGACGAGAGCAGCGCUGAGCAGGCGAGGAUGGGAGAUCCCAGCGGAGUGCGGGACAUGCAGUGUUGAGGAGUCGGUCGACCACGUGCUCUUCAAGUGUAUGUGGGCGAGGUUGGCAUGGUUGUGGGCAGGGUUCCUGCCGGAGGUCUGGCGUGGGAGGCCUCAGUUUUUACAGAUGAUGCAGCAGUGGUUGGUCCGCCCUCGGACAUGUCAGGAGGCUAUUCGAGCGACCUGCACAGCACAUCAGAUCUGGCUGGCAAGGAACGCUCGCACCUUCGGUGAGCGCAGGGUAUCACCGAGGUUUGUGGCGGAGCUCGCGCGAGUACAAGCAUUGGAGAUCAGAUCUUCUUCAGAUGGACCUCUGAUAGCUCGGGACACCUGGGUUCCCUCUCUGCUUCGGCAGCUCCUUAGAUGA
Messenger RNA from Phoenix dactylifera (date palm), 867 nucleotides. NCBI's taxonomy places the organism in Eukaryota, Viridiplantae, Streptophyta, Magnoliopsida, Arecales, Arecaceae. The record is from RefSeq and is a predicted model, not a curated record.